Girardinichthys multiradiatus is the source of this 5398-nucleotide messenger RNA. RefSeq names its product protocadherin gamma-C5-like. Gene Ontology annotation, biological process: homophilic cell-cell adhesion. Lineage: Eukaryota; Metazoa; Chordata; Actinopteri; Cyprinodontiformes; Goodeidae. Bases 167 to 3112 code for a protein of 981 amino acids. Gene Ontology annotation, cellular component: plasma membrane. The transcript has 5 exons. The record is from RefSeq and is a predicted model, not a curated record. Gene Ontology annotation, molecular function: calcium ion binding.
GAGAGGAGAUGCACUUAUUUCAUAAAGUCUUUAUAAUGUCUUUUAAUAGUAAGAAUUAGACUAAUUGUUUAUGAAUAUCCGUUCUAGCGAUGCCUUUGAAAUCUGGAUUAUGUGGAUAAAUACUUCCAUGGGAAAUACAUUAUAACGGACCGGGCAGCGACCGGGGAUGACAAAGAGAAUGAGACACCGAGACUGGAGAUGGCUUGUGCUUUGGUGGUAUCAUUUCUUUCUUUUUUGGAUUACAAUACACGGACAGACUCGUUACAGCAUCCCAGAGGAAGUCAAACCGGGUUCUGUGGUUGGAAAUCUCGCAAAAGACCUCGGUUUGGGAUUAUCAGACAUUUUUGACCGUAAACUGCGUGUCGCCUCUGAGGCUGAUAAGCAGUAUUUUAGUGUGGAUGCUGAGAAGGGCGACCUGGUGGUGAAUGACAGAAUAGACAGAGAGGCUUUAUGUGGACAAAGCGCCAGCUGUAUUUUAUCACUGCAAAUUGUGGCAGAGAAUCCACUACAGCUACACAGGAUAGAAGUGGAUGUAAAGGACAUAAAUGACAAUUCUCCGGUUUUUGUAAAAGAAGAACGGCAUUUAAAGAUAGCUGAAUCUACAGCUGCUGGUAUACGCUUUCCUUUGGACACUGCACAGGAUCAGGAUGUUGGUAGUAAUUCAGUAAAGUCAUACACACUAAGUAAAAGCGAAUGUUUUAGCUUGAAAAUGAAAGAAUUGUCUGGUGACCGACAUGUUCCCGAGCUUGUGCUAGAGAAACCCCUUGACAGAGAGAAACAAAGCGUACAUCAGUUAUUACUAACAGCGUUAGACGGGGGCAGCCCUGUGAAAACUGGAACCACGAAUAUCAUUGUGACUGUAUUGGACAACAAUGACAAUGUCCCAGUGUUUAAAAGGACGUUGUAUAAUAUUUCUGUGCCUGAAAAUAGUGCCGUUGGUUCUAUCCUUGUCCAAGUUGAAGCUACAGAUGCAGACGAGGGUGUUAAUGCAGAGAUCGAAUACAGAUUUGCUGAUAGCACACCUCAGUCGCUACUAUCCAUUUUUAAGAUGAACUCGGAUACAGGUGAAAUUAUUUUAUUAAACCCGUUAGAUUAUGAGACCAGUAGCAAGACGGAAAUAAGUAUCACUGCAAAGGACAAAGGGGUUCCUGAAAUGGAGGGUCAUUGUCGUGUACAAUUAAGUGUAAUAGACGUCAAUGAUAACGUGCCAGAAAUAAUGUUAACUUCCAAGCCCACCCCAGUACGCGAGGACGCCCCAAAAGGUACAGUAGUAGCGUUAAUAAGUGCGCGUGAUCUUGAUUCAGGUAAUAAUGGCAACGUGGUGUUAAAACUUGCCCAUGAAUCUCCUUUCAGUUUAAAACCUUCUUUUUCAAACAAUUACGCACUGAUUACUGCUGGUGUUCUAGACCGCGAAAAAAAUGCGGAAUAUGAUGUUGAGAUAACCGCCACUGAUUCAGGUUCCCCGCCUCUGUCCAGUAGGAAAACUAUUUAUGUCCGCAUCGCUGAUGUAAAUGACAACCCUCCUGUUUUUACUCAGCCCUCAUAUAAUGUAUAUUUAAAAGAGAACGGAGUGCCAGGAUUCAUACUUUACUCAGUGUCAGCAUCUGAUCUGGAUUCUGGUGAAAACGCAAAGAUCUCUUACUCCAUACUGGACUCUAAAGUGCAGGACGUCUCUGUCUCAUCUUAUGUUUACAUUAACUCAGAUAACGGAAGCAUCUACAGCAUGCACUCGUUUGACUAUGAGAAGCUGAAGGUGUUUCAGAUUCAGGUUCAGGCAAAGGACCAGGGCUCUCCCUCUCUCAGCAGCAACGCCACUGUCCAUGUUUUUAUCCGGGACCAGAACGAUAAUGCCCCCGCUGUUAUUUACCCCUCCUCCGCUGCCUUGGGCUCCCUCUCUCAUCAGAGGAUGCCCCGCUCCGCUAAAGCGGGUCACCUGGUUACUAAGGUGACGGCUGUGGACGCUGACUCGGGCCAUAACGCCUGGAUCUCCUACAGACUGGCGGAGGCCACAGACGCCUCUCUGUUCACCGUCAAUCAGUACACAGGGGAGGUGAGGACUAAACGCGCUGUGUCCGAGCAGGACGACUCCUCUCAGAGGCUGCUGGUAGAGAUCAAGGACGACGGGGAACCGGUUCAGUCCACCACCGUCACGGUGUCCAUCCUACUGGAGGACGGUCUCCAUGAGCCCAUCUUAGACCUCCGACACAAACUGUCCGAGCCCAGCAAGAAAACUGGCAGAAUCACCCUUUAUUUGAUCCUGUCUCUGGCCUCGGUGUCCGUGCUGUCUCUGGUGACUUUUCUCAUCUUAGCGGUGAAAUGCAUCAGGAGCAGCAGAAACGGGAGCUGCUGCAUGAGACGGAGCGACUGUGAUGAUUACAAGAACCCCAACAGAAACCUGCAGAUUCAGCUCAACACUGAUGGACCUAUAAAGUACGUGGAGGUCCUGGGAGGAGACAUGAUGUCUCAGAGUCAGUCCUUCAGGUCCUGCAUGUCUCCAAUGUCAGAGUACAGUGAUUUCACUUUGAUCAAACCCAGCAGCACCACAGACUUUAGAGAAGUCAUCAGUGUUCUGGAUGCGUCUUUACCCGACAGCACCUGGACCUUUGAGAGCCAGCAGCAAAAGCCCCCCAACAACGAUUGGCGCUUCACACAAGGACAGAGACCUGGACCUAGCGGUCCCCACAUGCCGUACGGUACACACAUACGAUGGACGUCGAAGAAUGGGACAAGGGCAACUGGAGGACCUGAGGUAGCCAUGGGAACUGGUCCAUGGCCCCAGCCCCCUACUGAAGCUGAGCAGCUUCAGGCGCUGAUGGCGGCAGCUAACGAAGUGAGUGAGGCGACAGCCACCCUCGGGCCUGGAACCAUGGGCUUGAGCACCCGCUACAGCCCCCAAUUCACCUUGCAGCAUGUGCCUGACUACCGCCAGAACGUGUACAUACCGGGCAGCACGGCCACCCUCACCUCCAAUCCCCAGCAGCAGCAGGCCACGGCCCAGCAGGCCACACAGCAGGCGCUGCCUCCGCCUCAGGCCUCAUCACAGGCCGAACCUCCAAAGGCUGCCCAGACCCCCGCCUCCAAGAAGAAGUCAACCAAGAAGGAGAAGAAGUAGACGUAGGUGGAUAGGAGGUGGAGGCAUGAUGAAGUGAUGAGAAAUCCAACCCCCCAUACCCCACCAUUAGGUAUCUGCUGUCACAUGGACGCUAUUGGUGGUUCUUUGAAGGUUUCCUCCGAGAAUCCAAAUGUGCUGGAGGUUUUAGUGUUACUAACCCAUGUCGUGCUUAAAGGUCUAGUAUUGUUCAUGUAAUUUUUGUGGGUAGAUAUUUUUGCUGGGUAUGGGGGGUUGCUGUUGUCUUUUUCCCCCCGCCUAUUUUCUUUUAACGAAAAAAUCUAAUGGACAAAGAGAUUCAGUGUAACAAACCUUGCUGGAAUGACAAGGCUACACACAGUGAUGUAUUCAGAGAUGAAAAGUUAAUGUCUUUCAUGUUGGAUUUAUUGUGCACUUUCCCAAAGGUGGAAAGUCGGCUAUUGUAAAGUUCGCUAGUUGCCAUUCAUUAUAUUCCUCUGUAGGGUCAGCCGUAAAGCAUAAGGCUGCUGUUUGACAGGUAUUACAGACUCUUCUGCAUGCUCAUUAAGGUUCAAACCACAUAUGCUAGUUUAGAGUUGCAAACUAUGCAUUGCAAAAGCAAAGAGGAAAUUCUGAAUCCUUUAUGUUCCUCCCUCCAAUCGCAGGUCCAUGUAAUGCACAUGUAGUGUUUACUUAACACAAAAUGAGAAUAGCUUUUGUAAUCAUAGUUUUAAGAAAAAAAAGAUAAGAAUUUAAUCUUGUGAUAUUUUCUAUGACCUGAGCAUGCACCCACAGUUAGGGGGUGAAGUUGGCAUAGGACUGUAGUGAAGGUAUGGCACAUACUCACAAGUCAUCCUGGCUUCCUGUAUAAAACCUCAGGAUGGUUACAGACAUGUCCUGCUGCCCUACCCCAGCCUCACCCCCGAUUUGAGCCAAACUAAGAGAAAUGCACUGUUCGUAUGCUGAAGAGGAGACAAUGUUGGGGUUGUAAUCACUUCAAUCUUUAGGAAAACAUGUAGAUGUGGUAAACUUAAGUGCUUAGGAGUUUCUAGACACUUUGUAAGCCUCUACGGCCUUGACAGAGUUUUCCCUUCACUUUCUUGAGGUGCUGAAGAAAUUUCUUGAUGUGUUUUCUUUAUUUUUUUCCUUUGGGAGAUAUUGACUCAAUAGCAUAAAUGAGUUUGUUCAAGAUAUGAAGUCUUUGCUUUGCCGUCCAUCUGUCUGUCAGGAUAAAACUGCAUGAAAAAGAGAGCAGCUCACAGACUGGGUCAGAGGGGAGCAAAAGGGGGAUUGGUGAGAGCUAAAACGAUUGAGGUGGCAACAAAAGGGUGGGAUACAACCUUUGGCUCUACCCACUGAAUGUACAGAGGAACCAAUGCUGGCCUGCCCACCCUUUUUAACUUUCUCCAAUGCACUGACCCUGAUAGAGGUCGACAGAGCCAAGCACAGUCAAACCUGUUGGUGAGGAGAAACCCUUUGGAGCAUCUUCUCCAUUUUUGAAAUUAGUGGCAAACACUAUUCUCUCCGCCUCUCACCUGUCUGCAUCCGCUCCCCCCUCAUUCUGUGUGGCUCCUAUCCCACUGUAAAUAAACACGAGUCCGGUCGAUGGUAUGAGCCAAGUAUUUGUACAGCAGGGACCUCGUCCAACAGUUCCCUCUCAACAAGGCGUGGCUUACUACUGGAAUGUGUUUGCAUUUUGUUUUUCAAGAAAAAUAAAAAUCGCAGCUUAAAAAAAAAAAAAAAAAACAUAAAAAAAUGUAUCAAUAAUAAACAAAGGGUUUGAGAUGUUCUUCAACAGUUUGUGUUGCAAUGUAGUAACUGAGCACCAUUGAAGCCAACUAACUCUUCAUUGUAAAUAAAUGACUUAAAGAUAACUUUAGAUGAGUAAAAACAAAGUGACACACGUAGACUAGUUAACUUGUGGUAUGUGUUGCGCAUAUUUUUGUGUUUAUUUUUCUCUUUACUACCUUUUAUCACCCUGUAAAGAAAUGAGACAAAAAAAGAAAAAAUAUGGAAAUGUUUCUAUCCUUCUGUAACCUCUUAAUGUUAUUUUUGCAGUGAUUUUUCUCCUGUGCAUUUGUGAAAUAAUGCCUCUCAUUCUCUUUCUGUCCAUAUGAACAAAUGAUUAUAAAUAUUAUAUAUGUGUAAGUCCGUCCGCUGCUGAAUUAAUGCUACUCUAUCCUGCUGUAUUAUCUUUCUUAUAAAAUGCUUUGCCCUCCCUCCACGUUACACCCCUGUGUUACUCUCUUAUUUUUAUGCUAAUAUUUAUAUUUCUGUUCUAUUUUCUCUUGGACACUGACAUUUCAAAUAAAAGAAAUCAUUUGAAAAACA